CGCGCGCAUGAGAGACCCAUUGAUUGACUCUUGGUAAUGGAUUAUCGGCGCAUGUGAGGAGCAAGCAUGAAGUUUGCAGCCGCGGUGCUGUGGUCGUUCUUGGCUCUGAGCGAUGCUACAAUUCAAGCUCCGAGCGAGUUUGUCUCUCUGGCGGAGAUGGAGGAUGCCUUGUUGAGGAACCUCUUCAGGGGCUACCAGAAAUGGGUGCGCCCUGUCCAGCACGCCAAUGAUACCAUCACCGUUCGCUUUGGGCUCAAAAUAUCACAGCUAGUCGACGUGGAUGAGAAGAACCAGUUGAUGACCACUAAUGUCUGGCUUUGGCAGGAGUGGGUUGAUGUGAAGCUGAUGUGGAACCCUGAUGACUAUGGAGGAAUCAACUCCAUUAGAGUGCCUUCAGAGACUAUUUGGCUGCCUGACAUAGUACUCUAUGAGAAUGCGGACGGACGGUUUGAAGGCUCGCUGAUGACGAAGGCCAUUGUGCGUUCAGAUGGCACCAUCACAUGGACUCCUCCUGCUAGCUAUAAGUCCUCCUGCACCAUGGACGUCACCUUCUUCCCAUUUGACCGACAGAACUGCUCCAUGAAGUUUGGUUCCUGGACGUAUGAUGGCAAUAUGGUGGACCUGGUCCUGGUGGAUCACUAUGUGGACCGCAAGGACUUUUUUGAUAAUGGCGAGUGGGAGAUCCUCAAUGCUACAGGGGUGAAGGGGAGCAGGAGGGAUGGGAUCUACUGGUAUCCGUUUGUCACAUACUCCUUCAUCCUCAAAAGGUUGCCCUUGUUCUACACCCUCUUCCUCAUCAUCCCAUGCCUGGGUCUGUCCUUUCUCACUGUGCUGGUCUUCUACCUGCCAUCAGAUGAAGGGGAGAAGCUGUCGCUGUCCACCUCUGUGUUGGUGUCGCUCACCGUGUUCCUCCUGGUUAUAGAGGAGAUUAUUCCCUCUUCCUCCAAGGUAAUUCCACUGAUCGGGGAGUACCUGCUGUUCAUCAUGAUAUUUGUCACCUUUUCUAUCAUCGUGACUGUCUUUGUCAUUAAUGUCCACCACCGCUCCUCGGCUACCUACCACCCCAUGGCUCCUUGGGUGAAGAGCCUGUUCCUCCAAAAACUGCCCAGACUGCUGUGUAUGAGGGGACAUACUGAUAGGUACCACUACCCCGACAUCGAGCUGCGCAGCCCAGAGCUGAAGGCCCGUGCAGGUCUAGGGAGGAAGGGAAAGCAGAAAGGACCCAUUGGCGGAAAGGAGGACGAAAAUCACGCCUGGCUGGCUAUGCUGGAGAAAGCAACCACCUCCGUGCGCUACAUCAGCCGUCACAUCAAGAAGGAACAUUUCAUUCGAGAGGUGGUUCAAGACUGGAAGUUUGUGGCUCAGGUUUUGGACAGAAUCUUCCUGUGGGCUUUCCUCACUGUAUCAAUAUUGGGAACUAUCCUCAUUUUCACCCCCGCCCUGCACAUGUACCUCAGCACACCCAACUGA
Lampris incognitus (smalleye Pacific opah) is the source of this 1470-nucleotide messenger RNA. RefSeq names its product cholinergic receptor nicotinic beta 3 subunit a (gene chrnb3a). NCBI's taxonomy places the organism in Eukaryota, Metazoa, Chordata, Actinopteri, Lampriformes, Lampridae. The record is from RefSeq and is a predicted model, not a curated record. Bases 67 to 1470 code for a protein of 467 amino acids. Gene Ontology annotation, cellular component: postsynaptic membrane; neuron projection; synapse. Gene Ontology annotation, molecular function: acetylcholine-gated monoatomic cation-selective channel activity; transmembrane signaling receptor activity. The transcript is spliced from 8 exons. Gene Ontology annotation, biological process: nervous system process; regulation of membrane potential; monoatomic ion transmembrane transport.